Molecule: messenger RNA, 1463 nt
Organism: Schistosoma mattheei
Lineage: Eukaryota; Metazoa; Platyhelminthes; Trematoda; Strigeidida; Schistosomatidae
Source: the annotation of a GenBank genome assembly
GUCAAGAUUGAUAACAAAGACUGAUUCGUAGUCACAUUUAGAUCAGUUAUCUUUGGAUUUUCAAAUCGAGGUAUGUUUACACAAAAUCUGAUCUACAAUGAUUUUAAUAUCAGGUAGGCCUUAACUAUAAAAAUUUCUAUCUACAUAUUACAUGAUUUUAUAAUAUAUUCUACUGUCCCAUAAAUCUUCAUUAAAAGCAUCUCUUCUUACUUUAGAUGAUUUUCUUGUCGUCUUCAAUCAUAAAACAAAUAAAUCAUAUGAUUAUAUUACAAUCUAAUCGAUUUAUUUCAAUUGGUGAUCGAAUUUCUCUUAUUAGAAAAAUUACAGCUCAAGAUGUGAAUGAUUUUGCAAAACUUACUGGUGAUAUUAAUCCAAUUCAUUUAGAUUCGAAUUAUGCUAAACAAACACGUUAUAGAAAAUGUAUUGUACAUGGAACAUUUAUUCAAGGUCUACUUUCUUGUUUGCUUGGUGUACAUUUCCCUGGGACCGGAUGUGUUUUACAUGCAAUAAAUUGUAAAUUCCCAGAACCAUUAUUUGUUGAUGAAACAUGUCGAAUAGAAGCUCUAGUGUCUAAAUUACGUGGAAGACUAGCUACUUUUGAUGUAAAUGCUUAUGCCUACGAAAGAAAUGCGGUAAAUUUUUACUUUAUUUUUUCACAUUAUUUUGCGCUCAAGACAAUAAAGUGAAUUUUGAAGCUGUUCUAAAUCAUAUAUGAAGUUUUUUUUUUCGAAUAUUAAGCGAGUAUUCAUAUAAAUUAUUUUGUAUUAACUGUAAUUUAUUUUCUCCUUCAUUGUGUGCUAUGCAGUACUUGUUCAACCCGAUGUUUUUCUAUCGGUUGUUGAGGAAACAAAUAUCUUGAAGAUGUCUAUAAAAAUUGUAUUUAGGUAAAUUUAUACAAAAUAGUAUAUAUGUAGCGAACGGGACUUGGCGGGGAUGAUCAAUUUAUUGUUUAUAGCAAAAUUACAGUGUCCUUAUAAAUUCUGAAAACCACACAUUUACUACUUCAUUUGCACAUCUUCCCUCAGUUGUCCUUUACAUCGUUCAUGAUUGUUUCGAUUCUGCUUUUAUUCCAAUUCUUUUCUAAUUUUCUUUCGGUUCUCUUCAGUUCAAUCUUCUGAUGCCAGCCAUCCCAUUUCUGAUUGGUGUUACAUGCUACUUAUAUCUGUCGACAUUAGUAACCUACACCACAUAUAUAGUGAAAUAUUAAUUUACUCUAUACUUGAAUUUGAUAGAUAAGGAGAAUAUGUUAACUUUUAAAGUUGAUGUAAAAAUGAUUGGUUUGAAGUGUAAAUAAAAUUCUGAAAUUCAUAUAAUUUAUUCAGUAUUGAAUGAUUUAGAGUUAUUUAAUGUGAAAAACCUGUAGAUAAAAUUAAUUCUAACUGUUGUUCAGAAAAUGAUUUAAUUUAUUUCAAUCAAAGAUUUGAAAACAACAAGAACACCAAGGUUUGUAGAAUAAAAUGAAU